Microcebus murinus (gray mouse lemur) is the source of this 3805-nucleotide messenger RNA. RefSeq names its product cyclin dependent kinase 5 regulatory subunit 1 (gene CDK5R1). NCBI's taxonomy places the organism in Eukaryota, Metazoa, Chordata, Mammalia, Primates, Cheirogaleidae. Gene Ontology annotation, biological process: axon guidance; brain development. The record is from RefSeq and is a predicted model, not a curated record. Gene Ontology annotation, cellular component: growth cone; protein kinase 5 complex; cytoplasm. Gene Ontology annotation, molecular function: protein kinase binding; cyclin-dependent protein serine/threonine kinase activator activity.
GGGCGCGGAGCGCAGGAGCCGCCGCCUGCCGGAUCCGAGGGCAGCACGCGUCCCGGGAGCGCCCCCGCCUCCUCCCCGGGCCGCCGCAGCCUCGGUGAGCCGGUUUCCCCCUCCGGCCGGCAGGCUGGGCGCGCAGGGGCGCGGGCCCCCGCCCGGCGCGCACAGGCACCAUGGGCACGGUGCUGUCGCUGUCCCCCAGCUACCGGAAGGCCACGCUGUUUGAGGAUGGCGCGGCCACGGUGGGCCACUACACGGCCGUGCAGAACAGCAAGAACGCCAAGGACAAGAACCUGAAGCGGCACUCCAUCAUUUCCGUGCUGCCUUGGAAGAGGAUCGUGGCCGUGUCGGCCAAGAAGAAGAACUCCAAGAAGGUGCAGCCCAACAGCAGCUACCAGAACAACAUCACGCACCUCAACAAUGAGAACCUGAAGAAGUCGCUGUCGUGCGCCAACCUGUCCACAUUCGCCCAGCCUCCACCGGCCCAGCCGCCCGCACCCCCGGCCAGCCAGCUCUCGGGCUCCCAGACCGGGGUCUCCUCGGUCAAGAAGGCCCCGCACCCCGCCGUCACCUCCGCAGGGACACCCAAACGGGUCAUCGUCCAGGCGUCCACCAGCGAGCUGCUGCGUUGCCUGGGCGAGUUUCUCUGCCGCCGGUGCUACCGCCUGAAGCACCUGUCCCCCACGGACCCCGUGCUCUGGCUGCGCAGUGUGGACCGCUCGUUGCUUCUGCAGGGCUGGCAGGACCAGGGCUUCAUCACGCCGGCCAACGUGGUCUUCCUCUACAUGCUCUGCAGGGAUGUUAUCUCCUCCGAGGUGGGCUCCGACCACGAGCUCCAGGCCGUCCUGCUCACCUGCCUGUACCUCUCCUACUCCUACAUGGGCAACGAGAUCUCUUACCCGCUCAAGCCCUUCCUGGUGGAGAGCUGCAAGGAGGCCUUUUGGGACCGUUGCCUCUCUGUCAUCAACCUCAUGAGCUCCAAGAUGCUGCAGAUCAACGCGGACCCGCACUACUUCACACAGGUGUUCUCCGACCUGAAGAAUGAGAGCGGCCAGGAGGACAAGAAGCGGCUCCUUCUAGGGCUGGAUCGGUGAGCCCUGUAGCCCGCGCCAUGGCUCAAGGAUUCAAUGCAUUUUUAAAAAUUUAUUAUUAAACAGAUCAGUUUUGUGUACAGUAUGUGUCUAGCAAAGCCACCAAGGGCCUCUCCACACCCACGUUAAUCUCCUUGGGGUUUUUUUCAGCCCUGUCAAGAACUCUGGGCACUUUUGAACUCACAGACCUUGUGCAAAACCCAGAAGACGCAUUCAGAACCACCGAGGCCACUGACCUCUCACUUGGGGGAACGACUGAUGUGCCCGUGGCCUGCGCCCUUGCUGGAUCCGGGGUGGGCAAGGCUGCUGCUGCCCCUGGAGGGGCUACAGCGGGGCCUCGGGCUGCUUGGCCCGGGGAAGGACUGAGGUUUCUGCAUGGAGGCCCUUUUCCGGCUUCAGCUUUGGGUCGGUCACUCUCCCAGAGGCUCCUGGAGCCAGCCGCCCGGACUGAGCCACAGGUGGGAUUGGGAGGCAAGGUCCCGAUGGCCUGGGACGUCUUCAGUCGAGGCGAGGCAAAGCCAGCCUAGUGCAAAGAUUGUGUCUGGUCUUUUGACCAUGCAUGGUCCUGGCUUGCUGUUUGCUUUUUUAGGGAGAAGGAAUUUUCCUUUAGUGGAGAAAUGGAACUCACCCCCUCCCCCUUGCCUGCUGCUCCCAGCCGUGUUGGUAGUGUUGGCUAAUGAGCUGGUUUGACUCAUUAAAUUCUCUCAUUUUGGGUCCCAGCUAAAGGGGUGGGGUGACGCUGGGGACAGCUCCUUUCCUGGGAGAAUUUUUCGUUUGGAUAUUGCAGUAUAGUCACCCUGUGGCAAAUGAUGGGACAUCUGCAGGUGCCAGUCAGCAACAGCCUGCCUUCUGGGCAGGUGUGUGUGUGGGGUGGUGCCGUGCCUGAGACCAAGCCAAUGCCCACCUAAGGGCUGAGGCCUCUUGCUGGUGCACAUGACAUUUGUCCUGCAGAGCCGGGGGUGGGGGAGGUGAUGUCAGGGAUUGGGGUGAUGUGGUAAUGGUGUACCCCCACCCCCACCCCCACCCAUUAAUUUAAAGCUGUUUCCAAACAGUUCAGUUUCUUCUGGAGAGGGAGCCUGGCCUCGCAAAGCCAGCGAGACAGCUGGAUCUUGGAGACAAUUAAAAGGUGGGAGUGCAACUCCCGAUUGCUUUGGAAGCCUGCUGAUUCUACAGCUGAUCAUCUGCAGCUGCUGGUUUUGGUUCCUACCGUACCCUAGUGGCUGUAAAAACACACGGUGUGUACUUUGUCAAUUUUCUUUCUAAUUCUCCCACAUUUGGUGGCUUGGGACUUGGGAGAGGACCAAGAGAAGGGAGCACAUGUUCUUCCGCGGUCCGCGGCUACGGCUUUGGAGAACAAAGGCCAACGUGAGGACGCCACAGAGGAUUCUGUCUUCUAGCCCCAGGCCCCCCGAGCAGGGCUGGGAUGCGGGACUGGGGGGCAGAGUGUCAUUUGACAUAGGAUUAGGCUCCAGGUGGCUGCCGAUGUCAGCACAAGCACUACUGAUAUUCACAUACAAAAGAGAAAGCUGUGAAAUUGAGGGCCGGAUUCCAGAGGCCUGGAGCAGAACCUUCCGGCCCGUGCUGUUUCCAGAGGUGGGGAAGAGGCCUGCUUGGCUGCCUGACCUUGGAGGGCCAGCUCAGGCGAUCCUGGGACUGUCGGGUCACCUCCUCUCUGCCGGUUUCCACACAGGCUGCUGAUCCUGCUGCCACUCGCCUGCGACCUGAGGUGGGAGACCCCUGGUGGCUUGGAAGAGGGAGGGUCGGCGCCAAGUCCCAGGAGGAGGGCGCAUGUUUGUAGUCACCUUUGGCUGGCUGGACCUGGCCUGGAGCUGUGCGGUUAAGUUGCAGCCACGGGAUUCCAGUUUUGUGUCUGUUUCCUUCUCUUUCUCCGUAUUUUUUUUUUUUUUAAUUUUUUGGAAGAGGUGCACCUUUCAGGAGUCGUUGGGGACUUAAGGAAACAGCUCUCUGGUCCCCGCCCGCAGUGUGAAGCCUGUCGUGUCUCCUCUCUCCCCUUGCACUGGUCAUCGGUAUUGUGUAAAGGAACAACUGAUAUACUUGAGUGUGCAAGCAACGAACCCAUGUGACAUGCUGCUAUGAAGACUACUUUUAGAACAACAACAAAAAAAAACACAAAAACUAAUCUACAAAAAAACCGUUAUUCUUUAAUUGUUGCUUUUCCAGUGAUAUUGUGCAUGCAAACCAGGAGCAUUUUGUGUCUUAAGAAAAAUAAUCUUAGAACAGAUGGCUGUGAAAAUUACACCCAUGCACAGAACAAGCCACAGGAAUAAUAGUUCAGGAUUUGGUUUUUCUCUUUUAAUUGUAAACCUGAAGGGUUGAUAUAUCCUUUCCAUGCAGUUAUUAGAAUUUAGUUCUGUUCCAACAGUUGUUAAAACUUGCAAUGAAAAGAAAAUGUGCCAUUUUUUUCACUCAGAAUUAUUCAUAGCUGUAUAUUUGAAACUGCUAAUUACACAUGUGUGCUGUUUGUUGGUUUUUUUAGUGCAAUUUCUUCUGUAGCUAUUCUUUGACCAAACUGUGGGUAUUGUUAAUAUUAAUUUAUAUUUGUCUCAUUUUGUAUGUAUGUGUAGUGUGUGAGUAUGUGUGGUUUAUAAUCUGACAAAGUCAUGAAGCUCAGUUUGGCUGUAAUUUAAUUCCCCUUCCCUUAUUUUUAUUUAUUUUUGUACUGUGCUGAUUCAAUAAAAUGCACUGACCAUCCAUUA